GCAGAGCUGCAAGCAAAUCCACACCGAUUUAACCUUCCUCUUGAUCGAUCGCACGCACGGCUACAGUUCUCGCGUCUCCUCUAAAAGAAGUGCAAUAUAAUUCUCAUCGUCGUCGAGGCUCACCCAUGGCGGCGUCCGCGCGCACAUGCCUGGUGGUGGCAGCGCUGGCGUGCGCCCUAACGCUGGCCCUGCACACGGCGGAUGCGCAGGCGGACGAGGGCCAGAAGCCCAAGUGCGCUUCGGGCGCCGCCAUGCCGUGCCGUGUGGGCGCGUUGCGCGACCCGGAGAACCAGGAGGAGGAGGGCCUGUUGAACGUGAAGGUGCCGAGCAGCGCGGCCGACGACGACUACAGCGAUCCCGACCAGCCCAAGGACCCCGACGAGUCCGACGGCGAUGACCUGGUCGUCCUCGGCCACUGAUACGACCGACCGUCUGGUCUGACACGAUCGAUCAUGUGCGCGUGGCACUUAGCAUUACAUUUUUUUUUGAACACCACUUAGCAUUACAUUUGUUCUUUAUUUUUUAGCCAUCUUUUGGUUCGUCAAGUAGAUAGUGUGCGUGGACCGCGGAUGUGUGUUUUCUAAUAAAGUUUAUUAAGGGAUUUGAACA
Triticum dicoccoides is the source of this 609-nucleotide messenger RNA. RefSeq lists its product as uncharacterized. The record is from RefSeq and is a predicted model, not a curated record. Bases 126 to 419 code for a protein of 97 amino acids. The transcript has a single exon. NCBI's taxonomy places the organism in Eukaryota, Viridiplantae, Streptophyta, Magnoliopsida, Poales, Poaceae.